CGGGAGGCGGCGGCCGCGCGGCAUGACAUGACGGCGCCGCUCGGGCUCCCCCCGCGCUGGCCCGACGCGCUCGGUUGCCGCUGCGAGGACGCCCCGCGGGAGAAACCGCGCAUGGAGAGCCUGGGCCACUGCCGGGAGAGCCUGGGCCACUGCCGGGAGAGCCUGGGCCACUGCCGGGAGAUGCUGCCGCACGCCGGGCUGGCCGCUCCGGGCGGCGGCGGAGGCGGCGGAGCGGACGGAGCCGCGUACGCGGAGCUGGCGAGCGCGGAGCCGGCGCGGCAAUGCCCGUCGGGCUCGCUGGGCUACGGCGGCUACCCGUUCGCACCGGGCUACUACGGCUGCCGCCUGGCCGGAGUCAACCUGCAGCAGAAGCCGUGCGGCUACCACCCGCCCGAUAAGUUCGCCGAGGCCGGCGGGGCGCUGGCCGCCGAGGAGCUGCCGGCGCGGGCCAAGGAGUUCUCGUUCUACCCCGGUUUCCCGGGCUCGUACCAGGCCGUACCGGGCUACUUGGACGUGUCGGUGGUGCCGGCGCUGGCCGAGCCGCGGCACGAAGCUUUGCUUCCCAUGGAAGGCUACCAGCCCUGGGCGCUGGCCAACGGCUGGGACGGGCAGGUUUACUGCUCCAAGGAGCAACCGCAGCCCGCGCACCUCUGGAAGGCGCCGUUCCCAGGUAGGAGCGGGAGCGGGAACCGGGAGCGGGAGCGGGAGCGGGAGCGGUGCCCGCCGGCCGCGGGGGUUGAGCCCCGGGCAUCGCACGGCCGCCAGAAAUCUCAUUUAUCCCGUGAUAUAUUCCAUAUAUGA
This is a messenger RNA of Haemorhous mexicanus (house finch), 801 nucleotides long. Its product is annotated as homeobox protein Hox-C13a-like. The record is from RefSeq and is a predicted model, not a curated record. The transcript has 2 exons. Gene Ontology annotation, biological process: regulation of transcription by RNA polymerase II. Gene Ontology annotation, molecular function: DNA-binding transcription factor activity, RNA polymerase II-specific; RNA polymerase II cis-regulatory region sequence-specific DNA binding. The coding region runs from base 28 to 801 and encodes 257 amino acids. Lineage: Eukaryota; Metazoa; Chordata; Aves; Passeriformes; Fringillidae.